AUGGACAAAUCCUAUCAGUUCCCUUGCAAAAUGAAGAGCUACUGGAAAAGGCGGAGACAAAGAAACGAAUUCGCGCAGGCGAUGGGCAUGAAGGAAACUGAUAUGUUUGUGCAAAGAAUGUUUGCAGUUACGGCACAAUCCAAUAGUGACGUCAUCACGUUCGCGCAAUUUCUCGAAGUUCUUAAAAAAUUCAGUGGAGGAACUAUGCAGGAGAAGUAUAAACUUCUUUUCUCAAUGUGUGAUGUGGAUGGCAGCGGUCGAGUUCAUCGCAGGGAAUUCGCUGAUCUUAUUCGCUCGCUCAACACCGUUGUCGGCGUCAGCAUCACAGAAAGCACUCAGAAUCGUGUCAUUGAGAGCAUACUGGACCAAUCAGGAAUCGAGCAUCAUUCGGAUUACUUAACAACCGCAGAUUUUGAAGCGAUCUUUACUAAAGCCGUGAAGGGCCGUCCCGUUGGCGUUGAGUUGCGUGGAGCGAAACUCAAGAUGAAUCUAGAGGAAACGGCUUCAUUGAACUCCUUUGCUGUGCCCACGACUUCUGACGACCAUUCCGCACAUCGCAGUAUUUUCGGCACAAUCGCAGCUUUCACCGGCACUUACCGUCAGCACAUCUUCAUCCUGUUUAUUUUCUGCUGUGUUAAUCUGAUGAUUUUCUGGGAUCGAUUCCGAUGUGAGUUUAUCACAGCUCAUUCUGUCGUCCUCAUCAGA
Cooperia oncophora is the source of this 705-nucleotide messenger RNA. The record is from the annotation of a GenBank genome assembly. NCBI's taxonomy places the organism in Eukaryota, Metazoa, Nematoda, Chromadorea, Rhabditida, Trichostrongylidae.